AUGCUCACUCCCAAAAACCGCAUCUUUGCUGAAGGCCAGUUCGUUUUACCCGACUACGAGGCCACAAAUGAUAUCAUUGAUCUGGACACACGGCGAUGGUACAAGGUGAGCGGCCCGCCCGCACUCGAGGAUCAGGAUCUCGCGAGGGAUGCGGCACUCAAAAUCCUAGACCUAUUGGACCCUGCAGUGGUUACAUUUGUCGUUUCUGAAAACGGAAAGCUCAUUGCGACAGGCUUGGAUCCGAGAGACGAUCCAACGCCAGCAAUCAUAUAUCCCCGUUGCCCAGUCGAGCUAUCACCCAACGAUACCCUGACUCGUACUCAGCUGGUGGAAGUCGACCGCCUAGGCCGCGAGGUCGAUCUCGUAAGCUACGAGUCAGGUGAGAAUAUGGUGCUGGGAGUAUUCAAGUAUGCAAUAAGACCGAGCAACGUGCAAAGGGUAUGGAAGGAACUCCACAUCUUGAAGGCUCUGGCGGCACAUCCAUCCGUCAUUCCUGUGGACCGGAUCAUUCUUGAUGAAGUUGAGUCUCGAGUAGUUGGCUUUACAACGCGUUUUGAACCCGGGGGCAAUCUGGACGUCAAUAAGACGAUCCCCUUUCGCUUCCGCUGGCUGGAGCAACUGACUUCUUUUGUGGAUUAUUUGAACCUUCGUUGUGGCAUCAUGCAUGCCGAUCUUCAAGCUCGAAAUCUCCUGGUGAAUGCGGCAGGAGAUCUCAAAGUGUUCGAUUUCAACAUAUCAUCCAAAAUCAAUCCCGUCGAUCUUGACUACGUAGCGUUCAAGAAGGGCAGCAUGCAUGAUGUCCAUGGGGUCAUCUUCACUCUCUACGAGCUGCUUACAUUUGAUGAGCAAUACCGAGAUUUUCUCACGAGGCACGAGGAUGUCUCGUUAGUGGAAAGUCUGGCACAUUGGCCUAUCAAGAGGCCAAUUGAACCUGGGACAGACGUGGCGGCUUGCCGGAGAUUUCUAGAGCGGUGGGUUGAGGAUCGCAGAACAAAGCGCACGAUUCAGAAUCAUUCUGAUGCUACUGAGCCCCUUGAUUGGCCGCCACUCCCUAUCCCCGAACCCGAGGACCGAGGACCGUUUCAGGAUCAAGAUUCGAGGUGGUGGCAAAAACCUUCCUAUCAAACCCGAUAUUCUGCCCUUCGAGAGGGAAAGUACGUAGUACCAUGGGAGCGACCACCUCAGAGUGAUGUGGAUGCUCGUAGAGCCGAGCGUCAUCAAGAAGUCGUUGCGGGGAGUGCUCGCUCGGAGCUCAAGGAAUGA
This is a messenger RNA of Endocarpon pusillum Z07020, 1263 nucleotides long. RefSeq lists its product as uncharacterized. Gene Ontology annotation, molecular function: protein kinase activity; ATP binding. The coding region runs from base 1 to 1263 and encodes 420 amino acids. Gene Ontology annotation, biological process: protein phosphorylation. NCBI's taxonomy places the organism in Eukaryota, Fungi, Ascomycota, Eurotiomycetes, Verrucariales, Verrucariaceae. The record is from RefSeq and is a predicted model, not a curated record. The transcript has a single exon.